Molecule: messenger RNA, 612 nt
Organism: Rasamsonia emersonii CBS 393.64
Lineage: Eukaryota; Fungi; Ascomycota; Eurotiomycetes; Eurotiales; Trichocomaceae
Exons: 5
Coding region: 1-612 (203 amino acids)
Source: RefSeq, a predicted model, not a curated record
AUGCAUUAUCAGGACCCUUCACUAGCACUGAGAGAUAACAAGGAUGCAGAUAAGCAGGUGGUGAUAUUUAUCAAGACCCGGUGUGACUCGUCGCUGACUCAGGACGACAGAUAUGAGGAUCAGCGCCAUGCGCAGCGCUCGCCGGUUCCGUCGGGGAACCAUCCGUACAAACCCCGUACGGAACGUGACGGGCCGGUAUCUACAGUACUACUCCCCGACGCAUCCGGCAGGAUACAAUGUUCCAUGUCUUUGACUGGGCAUAUGCACCCAGGAGCCAUUCCUUAUUCACCUAGAUUUGUUCUGCCCAUGAGUAAUACAUACUCUCCUCCGUACUACGCGAUGGGGCAGUCCCGAACCGGUAACCGUCAACCCACCGCGCCACCCGAUGACAUACAGCCAUAUCGAUGGAGCCGUUGCAACGGAUGCUCUCUCCAUGCCACCUGGGGGACACAUCUCGAAGCUCUGCCAGCUCACAUGGCCGGGCGAGCUGGGGCGGCAGCAAGCUCAUUUCCUGCCGUCAAUGUAGUACUGCACGGUCCUACGGAGUAUGUAGCCGGUCCUGUCCGACCCAGCAAGCUCAACCGUACAAUCCAAGUGGCCACUGGACAGUAG